Molecule: messenger RNA, 1571 nt
Organism: Electrophorus electricus (electric eel)
Lineage: Eukaryota; Metazoa; Chordata; Actinopteri; Gymnotiformes; Gymnotidae
Gene: spata6l
Product: spermatogenesis associated 6-like
Biological process (GO): spermatogenesis
Cellular component (GO): sperm head-tail coupling apparatus
Molecular function (GO): myosin light chain binding
Source: RefSeq, a predicted model, not a curated record
UUGAACACUUCAGAGUAGGGUGCGAUUUCGGACAGCGGACACUUUAAACACCAUGGUAACGUGACGCUGAAUUGAAUUUAUAUACAUGUCACUUUAGCUAGGAAGCUUUGAAAAAUGUCCCCUCGCAGUUUCUGAAGCCAAUGUUAAAUAAGUGACAAUAAGGAUAUGUCUCAGAAAGGACUCAAAGUGGUCGUCGAACUACAUCUUAGAGCAAUAACCUGCCCUGGUGUGCACUUACCAGCCAAAGAUGACAUAUACCUCAGCUUGCGCCUGAUGAGCCAGUACAAAAAGUCUGAAUGUCUACCAGCAGUAUUUCCAUUACUGUUAAGGAUGAAAAUGAGGUUUGAAAAGAUAUUCAAGUAUGCUAUAGAUCCUGCAGCUGUUGCUGAAAUCUUACAAUGUGAAACAGUUAAAGUUGAACUUAUACAGUUGAUUCCUCCAGCUGGGUAUGUACUGGCCAGUUAUGAGGAAGAUGCUCGAAGUUUUCUCUUCCCUGAGCCUAAGUUGAUCCCAUCUUUUUCUGGGGGAGGCCGAGAAGUUCUAAUGACGAGGGAUCCUUCUUUUCCUGGAAUUUCGCCAAGGUUAGAAUUCUCUACUAGGACGACAAUCAGCGAGUGCUCAGAAAGAGAUACUUUCCAGAGUGCCCCUGUGAGAGUAAUGACUAGGAAAAGCGCCAAGAAGCCCAGGUCACAGGGCCACUCUUGUCACCAUUCCUCUGCAUCGUGGAGGCAUGAAGGCCUCUGGAGCACAGGGAGGGAGAGAGAGGUACCUAGCUCCCGCUCGCUCUCCCCAUUUCUGAGUGCUGGGUCAAACAAGAUCAACUCGUCUCCUCAAACACAUAGACAGAGAAAAGAUUCAUGGUCUAGGGAUACAUCUCACUGUUCACCAGGUAGAAGCAGCAGGAUAAGAAGCCCAUCGCCUCAUGACUCUACCGUGGAAUCAGGAAACAUUAGAAGAAGUCACUCCAGUCCUUUGGUCCCUAAUGAUGGCUCCUCUUCAGACACAGAUGAUCACCUUUAUUCCAGUGAGGACCUGGGCCAGCGCACUUCCCUCUUGGGAUGUGAGAGAUCUUCCAACACAGCAAAACAUUCUAACAUGACAAGCCCAAAGACAAACAGUCCUCUCUCAUGUGCCACAAAUGCAUGGGAGGAGGUUCAGGAGCGAGUACAGAGUCUCCUCACAUCUCCCAAUGCAGUGCACAGGCUGGCCUAUGGUGCCACAGAAGAUGAAAUAGAUGAGGUGUUAGCACGGAGGUCUAUUUCAUACACCUUAAGCCAAGAGAAAAAACAUCUAUCUAAGAAAAAAACAUGAUAUGAUAGUGUAUCCAUGGAUUCUUGAAGGCCAUUCCUCUCUGGUCUCUAAAGCAGCCAAAGAUGCCCAACCCAUUUCAGCAUUGAUUUUUGUCAUCUGCACCAUGUUUUGUUCUCUGUGUGGGCGUGUGUUUAUGUGUGUGUACACAUCUGUGUGAAGUCUGUCAUAGUUGUGAAAUGAAUAUUCGAGUUGCCUACACCUUGUGUUAUUGAUUGUGGUUUGAAAAGCCCUGUUCUGCUUUUAAAAUGUACUCGGAUAAU